CCUGGAAAGUAAUAUGCUUUGGGACCCUCGAACUACCCACUUACGGGAAUAAACUUAAUUUUUCAAUCAUUCAUAUGAAUAAUUUACUUAAAAAAAGACCUUAUAUAAAAUCUGUAUCUUAAGUUUUUAGGAAAAAAUUGCUUUAAAAUCAACUUAUCCACGGUAUCAAGAGUUCUCUUAUGAAAUAUUUGGCAACAUCUGGCACCUUAUGACAGCCCGUUGAAGGUUUUCAUAAGACACGAGAACCAUGCAGCGAGUGACAAAAAUAACUCGACUCUGUUACAAUAAUUAUAUUAGAUAAUGUAACUCCGUGAUAUCUGCAUGGUUGUCGCGUUCCCUAUUUUCUACAGCGACGUCAAAAAACUUAUCUCGCUGCUCUCUUUGUAAGGUGGACUGGUGAUCGUGGAAGUAAAAAAUGACUUUAUUCAAGAUGAUGUCCACAUUCCCCGAAAAAAUUUAACUUGAAAGUCUGGGUCCCAGUGGUAUUUGCAUAGACGAUGAAAGGGAACGAAUUGCUACUGGAUCUUUUUUACAUAAAUGGUCAGACACAUAUACAAUCAUUUGUGGCAAAAUUUUAAUAAUGAAUGAAGUCUUUGUACCUUGCGAAAUAAUUUCGGUGUUUGAUGUCGAGAUGUUACUGGUAACUAUGAAAUUAGAAAAAACGGAAGAACUACAUUAUCCGUCGACGGAGUAGCUUAUUGCUAAAGGAAUGUUUUCAUUUUUAUUUAAAGGGCGAAAAUAGUUCAAUCCACAUUUAGAGCUAAAUACGUUCGUAUUCAUGCACUAAUUCACAACACACCUUGUACAAACAUAGUUAUCUUGUUGACUAGAAUAUUUGGCCUAACGUCAACAAUUUACCUCUACAACAGAUGUGAAUUUGAUUGCUUAAGGCAAUUUGUCACUGACAGAUGAUGAUUUACGACCUUGGGACGCCUAAGAGGUAAAGGCACAUAUAAGAUUAAGCUGAGUGUGAGUCGACAGGUCACAUCCCUCGAGUUGAGCAGAGGCUGCAGUGGCAUUGGAAAGAUGAAUCUCUCUCUCGCAAUGUUCCUGGGGGUGUUCGCUCUGGUUGUGGGGAGGAUUUCUUCUUCCUACGCUCCUGGGCUACGACUCGACACCCUGGCAUGUGACAGUGUCAAUACCAUGAAUCCUGGAGAAAGAGUUAUUGUUCAGUCGCCGAAUUUUCCGUCUAAUUACCCUUCUUCUUCAAGAUGCCAGUAUGAGAUAACUUGCAAUACUGAAGCUUCAACGUACUUGGAGUUCAUCUGCCCUGUCUUCUCACUGGAAUCCUCCACGGACUGUUUGGCAGAUCGCCUGAUCGUAACCUCGCGAGGAGCCAGAGAAGAAAAAUGUGGGACUAACACUCCAGACGGCACGAAAACCUCAACAGGUUGGACUCGCUUGACUUUUGCCAGCAACGCCCAGACGACUGCUCAAGGAUUCAGAUGUUAUAUCUGGUGUUGGGAAAUUCCAACGACAACAACCACCACCACAACUACUACCACCACGACUACGCCAACAACCACGACUACGCCAACAACCACGACUACGCCAACAACCACGACUACGCCAACAACCACGACUACGCCAACUACCACGACUACGCCAACUACCACGACUACGCCAACUACCACAACACCUACUACAACUACCACAACACCUACUACAACUACCACAACACCUACUACAACUACCACAAUUCUGCCAACAACUACAGUAGCAAUUACUACAACUACGCCAACAACCACACCUACGACUACUACGCCAACAACCACAACAGCAUCUACCACAACACCUACGACUACUACGCCAACAACCACAACACCUACUACAACUACACCUACCACGACUACGCCAACAACCACAACAGCAUCUACCACAACACCUUCGACGACUACGCCAACAACCACAACUACUACGCCAACUACUACUACAACGCCUACAACUACUACUACAACCACUCCAACAACUACGCCUACAACAACCCCAACCUCCACCGUUUCUACAACCCCAAAACCAACGCCAACUGUAUCUUGUUAAUGAACGCAAUAAGCUAUGGUAGGAGAAGAAAAAGAAAAUCAUAGUAUUUCCCCUGCCUAGGCCUGUAUGCUUCAAGACCAGAGAAAUCAUGGUUACUGUGUAUCUAGGUUUGUGCAUAGCAUUGGACACUUUCCUUGCAAAUUAUAUACCGUACUGUUCUCGUAAGGGUUGGCCAAUGUUUAUGAAAUUUGCCGGAAUAAAGAUUGCACAACUGCA
This is a messenger RNA of Macrobrachium nipponense, 2256 nucleotides long. RefSeq names its product hepatitis A virus cellular receptor 1-like. The record is from RefSeq and is a predicted model, not a curated record. The transcript is spliced from 5 exons. Bases 1027 to 2040 code for a protein of 337 amino acids. NCBI's taxonomy places the organism in Eukaryota, Metazoa, Arthropoda, Malacostraca, Decapoda, Palaemonidae.